This is a messenger RNA of Penicillium cataractarum, 450 nucleotides long. RefSeq lists its product as uncharacterized. The transcript has a single exon. NCBI's taxonomy places the organism in Eukaryota, Fungi, Ascomycota, Eurotiomycetes, Eurotiales, Aspergillaceae. The record is from RefSeq and is a predicted model, not a curated record. Bases 1 to 450 code for a protein of 149 amino acids.
AUGGCACAUUUUCCGACCCUCCCCGAGCCAAGCUGGGCAGCUGGAAUUCACGAGGUUCUACCAGCGCAGUAUCUCCUCGUCGCGCUGAAGGAGCUGACUGUCGUCGCACCGCAUCAUUCAGGUGUACGACAAGCCGUGAAAGAAGCGGGCGAGCUAGUGAGAGCCGAGGCAUUGAGGCAUAUCAAAGUCAUGCUUCGAAAGGACACCGAUUCAGAUCCUACUGCUAGUAUCAUGGCGAUGCACUCCUUUCUUGCAUUGGGCUUGCAUGUACCAACAUUCUACCGCGUCGCAAAGGGGUUCCUGUUGGAUUUCCAGGACAAUUCGGAAGGCGCGAUAUUGCUUCUCAAGGGGCUUGAUGGCGGGAUAUGCCGUGUCCAGUUCACAUUUCCCAUGUUCAAAGACGUGCUGGAUUACUUUCGCCAUAACAAGGUGCAAGGACUCGGUCCGUAA